AUGUCGUCAACUACAGAUAAUACAAAUAAUGAUCCAACUGUUACUAUUCUACCUGGAGAUUCAAACCAAGUCAUUCCAGCUGGUGCAGUUGGUCACAAUCCACAAAGUACUCUCAAUCCGAAUGUUCCACAUACUAAAGCCGACUUAGAUAAUCAUGCUAAUCAAUUGAAUCCAAAUAAUCCACGAUAUGCUGGUCAUCAAGAACGACUUGCUGCUGCAGCAGCUAGCCGUGAAGCAGCAGCUCUACAUCAAGAAGCUCAAGCUGCAUUUCAAUAUGCUACUCAAAUGGAAGCUGCUGCUUUAAAAGCACAAGCAGCUGCUAAUCAAUUGCAUCAAGAGGCUAUACUCUGUGCACAACAAGCCAGUAUUGGCUUGAACGCUCGUAGAGGCAGUCGAGGUCGAGGACGUGGUCGUGGUAGAGGCCGAGGUCGUGGACGAGGUGGUCGUGGUGGUAGUCAAGGAAAUCAGAGUGAUCUAGGAAGUCAAGGCGAUCAAGGAAGUCAUGGUGAUCAAGGAAGUCAAGGUGAUCAAGGAAGUCAAGGUAGUCAAGAAGGUUGGAACCAUGAUAAUCAUCCAGAUGAAGGUGAUUAUUAUGAAGGUGAUGAAGAAGGUUAUGACGAAGAACAUCAUGAAGAACAUGAAACGACUGAGAAUAAUAAGCAACAAUCAACUGCUGCUGAUCAACACCCACUACCACAAAGACAAUGUUUUCAUGCUGGUCAUAAAUUAUCUCUAUCCGAAUUAAUUUAUUUUAUUAAUUUAUCUUUAACAAAAUGUGAUCAAUUAAGUGAUCAAAUCGAUGCUAGUUUUACAUCCUCAUGUUCAAAUGAAUAUCCUCGUUCAUUAAUAAUGUCUCUUCUUAAACAUUAUGCAUCAUAUCAUCCUAAAGAUUGGCAUAAAUAUGAAUGUUGGACUGGCUCUGAAACUUAUACAAGAAAUUUAAUUGCGCAUCAUUCGAAUCGUUUUACAUUAAUGCUUGUCUGUUGGAAAGGUGGCCCAUCACCUAUUCAUAAUCAUGCAGGUAGUGAUUGUUUAAUGACUGUUCUACGAGGUAUAAUACGUGAAACAAAAUAUCAUACACCAAAUAAUGAAUAUAAUGUUGAGAAAUUAGAUGUAAAAGACAUAGUGGAAAUGCAAGAAGGUGAAGUACAUUUAAUUAAUGAUGAUAUUGGAUUGCAUAAAAUGGAAACAUUAGAUGAAAAUAAACAAGCAGUUACUUUACACUGUUAUAUUCCUCCGUAUUCAGAUUGUUUUACGUUUGAUAUGCAAAAUAGUGAGAUUAAAACAAAUAUUGUACAUACAACAUAUGAUACAGAAUUUGGAAAAACUGUCUCAUAA
Rotaria sp. Silwood1 is the source of this 1338-nucleotide messenger RNA. NCBI's taxonomy places the organism in Eukaryota, Metazoa, Rotifera, Eurotatoria, Philodinida, Philodinidae. The record is from the annotation of a GenBank genome assembly.